CAGGGUGGCUCUGGCACGCAAAUGUCACUUGUUUUUAAAAGCGCCGCCCGGGAGGUGCCGAGCGGCCCCAGUUAUGAACAAGCCUUCGCUGUAGCACCGCUGCUUGGCCGGCGGCGCCGAGCGGGCACCGCCGGGUCAAAGGCAGUGCGGGACCGCGCGGGAAGAACCAGCCGGACACGAUUUGGGGCACACAGCUUUAUUUACCGCCGAUCCCGAUCUCCGCACGGGCCCUGCAAGACACAGAGGAACACCAGCUCAGUAACUGUGCCAGAAACAUUGCUGUUUGUCUCAACCCUGGAUGGCAGUUUGCAUGCUGUGAGCAAGAGGACAGGAGCCAUCAAAUGGACUUUAAAAGAAGAUCCUGUGCUCCAGGUGCCGAUACAUGUGGAGGAGCCAGCAUUCCUCCCAGACCCCAAUGAUGGCAGUUUGUACACACUCGGGGGCAAGAACAGUGAAGGCCUGACUAAACUUCCAUUUACUAUCCCAGAGCUGGUGCAGGCAUCUCCCUGUCGCAGUUCUGAUGGGAUCCUGUACAUGGGUAAAAAGCAGGAUAUUUGGUAUGUGGUUGACCUCAUGACUGGGGAGAAACAGCAGACCUUGACUUCCUCCUUCACAGAAAGUCUUUGCCCAUCAACAUCCCUCCUGUAUCUUGGCAGAACAGAGUACACCAUCACCAUGUAUGACACCAAGAAGAAGGAGCUGCGAUGGAAUGCCACCUAUUUUGACUAUGCAGCUACUCUGCCUGAUGAAGACAUAAAAUACAAGAUGUCCCACUUCGUGUCCAACGGGGACGGGCUGGUGGUAACGGUGGACAGCGAGUCCGGGGACGUGCUGUGGAUCCAGAACUACGCCUCCCCCGUGGUGGCCUUUUACAUCUGGCAGAGGGAGGGGCUGAGGAAGGUCCUGCACACCAACGUGGGCAUCGAGACCCUGCGCUACCUGACCUUCAUGUCCGGGGAGGUGGGACACAUCACCAAGUGGAAAUACCCCUUCCCAAAGGAAACGGAGACCAAGAGCAAGCUGACCCCAACCCUGUAUGUGGGGAAAUACUCCACCAGCCUGUACGCAUCGCCCUCCAUGGUGCACGAGGGGGUCACUGUCGUGCCCCGAGGCAGUGCCAUACCCCUGCUGGAGGGGCCAAAAACAGAGGGAGUCACCAUCGAGGACAAGGGCGAGUGUGUCAUCACCCCCAGCACGGAUGUGAAGUUCUCAGGGAGGCUGAAGGACAAGCACAAGCUCAACUACUGGAACGACUGGCUGUUGAUAGGGCACCAUGAAACACCAUUAUCUGCCCCUACAAAGAUCCUGGAGAAAUUCCCAAGCAACUUACCUAAGAGACCUGAAAACGUGAUUCCAGCUGACUCUGAGAAAGCCACUAUUGAAGAGGUCAUCGGCAUCGUGGAAGGUUCCUCCACAGAAGGGUCUCCUGCUGCCCCACAGGACAUCGAGGAGGCUCCUGCCCGGCCCCUCCCGCGGCCGGAGGCUCCAAUGGACUCCAUGCUGAAGGACAUGGCCACCAUCAUCCUCAGCACCUUCCUGCUCGUGGGCUGGGUGGCUUUUAUCAUCACCUACCCCCUGAGUGUCCAUCAGCAGCAGCAGAGGCAGCAUCAGCUGGAGGAGAAGAUCCAGCUCUUGCAGCAGCAGAAGCUGCCCUUUGGUGCCCCCAGUGACCUCCCCCCCGAGGCGGAUUUCCUGGACACAUCGUACGGGCGCACGGAGAGCUCAGCUGGCAGCACCCCAAACCUGUCCCCACGGGCUUCCAACCACUCUGCCUAUUCCAGCAUCUCCACAUCCGACGGCGGGAGCUGCCUCUCCACUGAGCAAGAGGAGGGAGAUGAAGAUGCAAACCGAGUGAUGGUUGGCAAGAUUUCCUUUAACCCCAAAGAUGUACUGGGACACGGAGCUGAAGGGACAAUUGUUUACAGGGGCACCUUUGACAACCGCGAUGUGGCUGUGAAGAGGAUCCUCCCCGAGUGCUUCAGCUUCGCAGACCGGGAGGUGCAGCUGCUGCGGGAGUCGGACGAGCACCCGAACGUGAUCCGGUACUUCUGCACGGAGCGGGACCGGCAGUUCCAGUACAUCGCCAUCGAGCUCUGCGCGGCCACGCUGCAGGAGUACGUGGAGCAAAAGGCCUUCAGCCACCGUGGCUUACAGCCCAUCACUGUCCUGCAGCAGACAACGUCUGGGCUGGCGUACCUGCACUCCCUGAGCAUUGUCCACAGAGACCUGAAGCCCCACAACAUCCUGAUCUCGAUGCCCAAUGCCCACGGGAAGGUCAAGGCCAUGAUUUCAGACUUCGGGCUGUGCAAGAAGCUGGCGGUGGGUCGGCACAGCUUCAGCCGCCGCUCGGGCGUGCCGGGCACCGAGGGCUGGAUCGCCCCGGAGAUGCUGAGUGAGGACUGCAAAGAGAACCCUACCUACACCGUGGACAUCUUCUCAGCUGGCUGUGUCUUCUAUUACGUGGUGUCAGAAGGUGGCCACCCCUUUGGCAAGUCCCUGCAGCGGCAAGCCAACAUCCUGCAGGGAGCAUACAGCCUGGAGGCCCUGGAUGCAGGGAGACAUGAAGACAUAGUUGCUCGUGAUUUAAUCGAGCAGAUGAUAAACAUGGACCCUCAGAAACGGCCGUCUGCCAGCUGUGUGCUGAAACACCCCUUCUUCUGGAGUUUAGAGAAACAGCUCCAGUUCUUUCAGGAUGUCAGUGACCGGAUAGAGAAAGAAUCUUUAGAUGGUCCAAUAGUCAAGCAAUUAGAAAGAGGUGGAAGAGAAGUGGUGAAAAUGGACUGGAGAGAGCACAUCACUGUUCCUCUUCAGACAGAUCUUCGAAAAUUCAGAUCCUAUAAGGGAGGCUCAGUACGGGACCUUCUGAGGGCCAUGAGAAAUAAGAAGCACCAUUACAGGGAACUCCCUCCCGAAGUGCAGGAGACCUUGGGCUCCAUCCCAGAGGACUUUGUGUGUUACUUCACAGCUCGGUUCCCUCGCCUGCUCCUGCACACCUACCACGCCAUGCACAUCUGCUGCCAGGAGAGACUGUUCCAGCAGUACUACCCCGAGGACUCUGCAGAGCUCAGCCUUGCAGGAGACACUGUUUGAGAGGACAGGGAUGGAGCUUUCUUCUCUGGGACCAACAUUCCAAGCACAGGCCUACCUUUAGCAGGGAAAAGUGGGAUCAAAGAGCUGAAUUCUCUCUCUUUGAAGAAGCCAAGCUUCCAAAAAGUGCCUUGUCCCUCUGCCUGCGCUGGAUCAGGAGGUGGUGGGAGCCCAAGGAGUGAGGUAAAGUGGUGAACCCUGGGGAUGGAGUCAUGUACUCCAGGGCAGUGUUCAAGACUGUGGAAGUGGAGAGCAAAAGCUGGAUAAAACCAUCACCCAACAUCCCUGUACUGUAUGUGAUUUUGUAACUGAUAUGUUUUUCUACAAAAAGAAAAAAAAUCAAAAUACAGUGAUUAAAAUCAUAAUUACUGAGGACUGGGAACUGCAAAAGGAGCCCUUUGGUUGUAGCAAAUCAUCCAAACCUGCCAUUGCACUGCUGCCCCAUGAGGUAUUGGGCACACCAGUGAUUGCAAAGGGAAUCAUUGCUCGUUAUCCAAAACCAGUAGGAAAGAACCACUGCUGGUUAAUCUGUACUGCCCCAGAAAAUUAGUCCCUCGUACUUGAGCAGAUACAACAAACUUCUUAGAAAUACUGACUUGAAAAAUCAGUUCAAGGUUUACCUUCUUUAAAAACAAGCCUCACUGUUUAAUAUCAACCAGUAUUCACAGAAGAGCUUGACCAGUCCUCGACUUAAAUCACAGGGUCAGAAGAGCUCUGCACAAGCCAGUGCAGGAAGCACAGCCCUGGCAGCCCAGAGCUGCUCGUGGUUCAUCAGCUGUCCCUCAGCAGCAGGAAAGCGCUGCCGAAACGGAGCCAGAGGUGAGAGAGUCCUGGGAAAAGGAGCUAAAGAGGAAACAAGGAGAGCUGUCAGGAGCAGAGAAACCAGGGCAGUGUUCAAGGGGUGCCAUGGAGCUCUUUGUGUGGGCUGGUGAUUCCAUGCCUGGCAGCCUGGGUGUGGAAGGAUGCAGUAUUUCUUUUCACUGGCCCUGAAGUUGUGACAAAGCUCAUGUGUGCAAAGGAUGAAGAAACGCUGAGUUCUGUAAUGUAACUGGGGUGUUCUUUAACUAUGUAUUUAUUUAAGGUAUUUAUAUUUAUUUAAUUUUUACUACAAAGUGGUAUCAAAUCCAAGUGGCACAGGUAUGAAACACGCCAAAUCAGUCUUAAUCGGUUUUGUGUUUGUAUUUAGUCACCUCGUAACAACUGGAAGAGGAAAGUGAUACUGCAUCUUUCAAUGGACUAAUUAAAGGAGAAAUUACAGAGUGGGAAUUUGUAUGACUGUGCCAUUGUGUCUUAAACUAAUAAAUUAUUGCCAGUACUGUGUAUGAUUGGGUGCAUACAGCUACUUUACAGGAAGCUUUUUUCCUAGUUUUAUAAUGUAUGAGAGCAAUUUACCUAAGAUGCCAAACUGUGCAGGUUACAUGUUUCUAAAGCUUGAAAAAAAAAAAAUGGUUAUUUUACCUAAGAAGAUUCAAAGCCUAUUUCAUAUUUUUGUACUUCCCAUGUAAAGUUCUUUUAUAAAUCUACUAAAUAAAGACUUGUACUCAGAUUAAAACCCCA
Messenger RNA from Corapipo altera (White-ruffed manakin), 4644 nucleotides. RefSeq names its product endoplasmic reticulum to nucleus signaling 1 (gene ERN1). The record is from RefSeq and is a predicted model, not a curated record. The transcript is spliced from 22 exons. Lineage: Eukaryota; Metazoa; Chordata; Aves; Passeriformes; Pipridae. Gene Ontology annotation, molecular function: protein serine/threonine kinase activity; RNA endonuclease activity; ATP binding. Gene Ontology annotation, biological process: mRNA processing; IRE1-mediated unfolded protein response; intrinsic apoptotic signaling pathway in response to endoplasmic reticulum stress. The coding region runs from base 22 to 3090 and encodes 1022 amino acids. Gene Ontology annotation, cellular component: IRE1-TRAF2-ASK1 complex.